AUGACAAGCCACCUGUUAGCUCUCCUGCUCUCUCUAAUUGCUGUUAUCCCACCCCAGAGAUAUGGCUGCACGGACAUUAUUGGAGGACGUGUUGUGCGUCCUCAUUCCUGGCCUUAUAUGGCUGCUAUCCAGAGAAAGAAUUUAACUGAGUGUGGAGGAGCUCUUGUGGAAAAGCAAUGGGUUUUGACAGCAGCACAUUGUCAAUCAAACAAAUCAGAAGUUAGAGUUGUUCUUGGAGCCCAUCAAGCAUCCAUAGCUGAAAAAGAACAGCAGAUAUUUAAGGUUAUGCACUACUUUCCUAAUCCUCAGUUUGACAGGUCUUCCAAGGAAAAUGAUAUAAUGCUCCUCAAGCUGAAUGGUAUUGCAAAGCUGAAUAAAUUUGUGCAACUUUUGCCUCUGCCUGACUCUUGUGAAGAUAUCGAACCUGGCACAAUGUGCAAGGUGGCUGGCUGGGGAGUCACGUCUUCAGGAAAGCCAUCAAAAUAUCUUCGGAAAACAACUCUUAAAAUUGUUGGUAGAAAAAGCUGUCAGAGCAAAUAUGUAAAUUACACAAAAAUAACCAGCAACAUGUUGUGUGCUAUAGGGAAAAAUAAAUUUUUGAAGACCGAUGCUUGCCAGGGAGAUUCAGGUGGGCCGUUAAUCUGUGCCGGUCGAUACAGUGGGAUUGUUUCUUUUGGAAAAGGAUGUGGAAGAAGAGACAUGCCUGGAGUUUAUACACGACUGACUGAAAAAUAUAUUGACUGGAUAAAAAAAAUAAUUUCCCUUCACAGAGAUCCAUGAGACAAGCAAGACAGUUUUAAUAAAUACUGUGCUGUGCAUUAGAACUAGAUGCUGCUGCUUUAGUGCGCCACCUUUACCACUGUACCUCUCAGCUUUACAGCUUUACUAACACCACCACAGCUUUAUGAGAACAGUUCAAAAUAUUCCCCUUUGUACAGAUAACGUGUUUAUUCAUCUUUAGUAGGAAACUGCCUCUUAGAUAACACAAUUUAUAUUGGACUUCACCCUACUUCUUAGUGUGAUGGGAAAGUCUGGGAUGAGGCAACAUUUUUGAAUGUAUGCUUACAGAAAAAUUCAAUUUCAGACUGAUAGUGAAUGAGAUGUCUGCUGAAUGAGAAAAAACAGAACAAAAGCUUUAAAUGUUCAAAUCUUUUGAUGUGACAUUAUUCAAAACCAAAUACUUCAAUUCUCCAUUACUAAAUAUUUAUUUAACUAAAUUCAUUUUCAAAAAGUUAAAGUAUUAAACAGAUAAACAUUUUUCCAAUUAAU
This is a messenger RNA of Gymnogyps californianus (California condor), 1269 nucleotides long. Its product is annotated as granzyme A-like. Bases 1 to 780 code for a protein of 259 amino acids. The record is from RefSeq and is a predicted model, not a curated record. Gene Ontology annotation, biological process: proteolysis. Gene Ontology annotation, molecular function: serine-type endopeptidase activity. The transcript is spliced from 5 exons. NCBI's taxonomy places the organism in Eukaryota, Metazoa, Chordata, Aves, Accipitriformes, Cathartidae.